This is a messenger RNA of Nothoprocta perdicaria, 3617 nucleotides long. It is a transcript of the gene CCDC117, whose product is annotated as coiled-coil domain containing 117. Bases 1 to 966 code for a protein of 321 amino acids. The transcript is spliced from 5 exons. The record is from RefSeq and is a predicted model, not a curated record. Lineage: Eukaryota; Metazoa; Chordata; Aves; Tinamiformes; Tinamidae.
AUGGCGACGCUGGGCCGGCCCUGCCGCGGCGUUGCAGCUCCGGCCGCCGAGCUCCCGCAGGCUGCCCCGGAGCGCCUAGGCCUGCCCGGAGCCCUCGGCCUUGGGCCGCUGCCGCCGCGGACGGUGAUGAUGGUGGGGAGCGGCUCGGCCGACGUGAGUCUGCGGAACAGCCUCGGGCUCGGCUGCCUGGUGCCGGAGGGCCGCGGCGAGGGGCGGGCCGCGGCUCCCGGGCCUCCCUUCAGCGGCGCCCGGCGCUCGCCUGGCGCCCUGCAGCCGCGCGCCCGCGGCCCUAUCUCUGUUCGCUGUGGAAAGAAGCAUAAACUAGAAGAAGAGGCAGAAGGUUGUCCCAUGAAGAAGAAGAGACUGACAGGAGCCAAAAUUUCCCCUUUGAAUCCCAACACUGAAGAAUGGAUUCUCUGUGCAGGUCAGCAGGCAGCUGGGGAGGUAGCAAGUCAGUAUGGUGGCAGCCGCCCUGAAGCUGCCAUGUUAGAAAUUCCUGGUGAAGAAAUGGAUCAGACAAUGGGGGAACAGCAAUGCGAGGUUGCUCGCAGGAAGCUUCAGGAGAUUGAGGACAGGAUAAUUGAUGAAGAUGAGGAAGUUCAUGCUGAUGGAAAUAUUAGCAAUCUGCCCACUCUUAUCCUGUCAGAUACCCUUAAAAAAGGGAUGAAGAGGGAUUUUGGUGAAGUCCUGACAAAGAAAAUAAUAGAAUCUAUGAGCCGUCCUUCUAUGGAGCUGGUGCUUUGGAAACCUCUUCCUGAAUUUCUCACAGAUAAACUGACGACUGUUUCCGUCAAGAACUUCAAGCAGCAAAGCACAGAAGGUUGUCAAGCUAAGCAAUCAUCACUUGGAGCUGCUUUUCACCCACAGACUGACUCAUUCCCUGAACCACAACAGACUGUAGUGUCUCCAAAUGUGUAUGACACUUUGGAGAUCCAAGGGUGUGCAGAAGAAGAAAUGGAGUUGUAGAUAUCAGGUUUUAGACUGGUGACUUUCUAAUGUUUUUUGUUGUGCUUUCCUCCCCGCACCCAAUUCAUUGUUUAUUUCUGGUUUGAUGUGUGAACCUGGAAUUUUAUUUUCUUGUUUGUUUUCUCUUGGUAACAAUCACAUGAAUAUAGAUUGACCAGACACAGCUUCAGGAAACUGAAGGAACAAAAAAAAACCAAAAAACUUCUGUAUUCUGGUCUGUUAUAUAUACUUUUUCUUUUAUGUGUGUGCAUGUGUGUGAAGGAAAUCCAGAGGAACAAAGAAGUGGCUUUCCAAAUUGUUUAAUGGGGAAAUACCCUCUUAGUUGUCCCUGGCAAUUCAAAUUCUGAAUGUAACUGUGGCUCCAGUCAGAUGUUUCACUUACUGAGCCACUGAGACUUCAAUGCAUAUACUGUGCUUGGUCAGUUACUUCUAUCUGAAUUAACAAAAGUAUUGAAAGAAAGGAGUACUUCUGAGUCUAGUCACAGGUCAAAAAAUGCAAACCCUGUGGAUAACAACUUUUUUUUUUUUCUUCCACACCAUUGUUACUUCAUAUGCAUCUGGUUUGUGUUUGACUUAAAUGUAGAAAUGAAGCAUUCUGCACUGUAGUAGAGAAGGAAUGUCAUAGCUGGCUAUAAAGCUCUUAUUUUGAAAAAAGUAAUUUUGGAUACUGACUUGCAAGAUUACUUCUAACUUUUAUCUGCUUUGUUUCACUGCACUGUAAAAUUGUACUUGCAGGUUUUUGGUGUCACUCAGCCUUUCAAAUGAUGCAAAAUCUAGAAAAGAGUAUUGCCAGCCAAUUGAUUCACAACAUUUUAUGUUGUGCAGUGGUUCUUUAAGUUGAAAAGUGAAUUGAAGUCAGUGUAACUUUUGAUAAACUAAGUGGUAUGCUUUAGUUCUAAUAAACAUGGUAAGUAAAUGGAUAAUGGAGAAGUGCUUUGGGGGUAAGGAAGGUUAAAUACUGCUCACCAUGUGUAACUGAGUCCCAAACUUUUAAGUGUGCCUGCUGGCUUUGAUGGUGAAGUGGAUACUUGCCUUCUUCCUAGUAAAACUAGACAGUCUAAGCCAGAGCAUGUGCCAUUAAUGUAUAUAGACUUAUGCCAAAAUAACAUCUCAGUUUAUGGCUUUAGGAAAAGGAACUGCCAAUGAGUUGCACCUUUCUUCAAAAUGUAACAUCUAUUACAUUUACAACCUUUAAACAAAGCAAAAGUUUUUAUCUUCUGCUGAGUCCACAAGCUUUCUUGGAGAUGUCUGAAUUGAGAUUCUUUUUAAGAAAUUCCUUUUCCAGUAAUAGGUUCUGUUGGGAGCAUUACCAUACCAGGCUGCUCUUGACUUCCCUCUAACACAGAGAAGCAGAUAAUAAAUUGAUCUUUCAGUAAUGCAGCUUUUGCCUUAGAAAAUGCUUUUUACUCUUUGCAUGGCUUCUUGAUAAUCUUUGUGUUUGUGUGGUUGUUUCUUCUUGUUUUAAACAGUUGAAUAACCCAUAGUUGAUAAUUUAAAAUCAAGCUUCCGUUUUUGCACUUACCCUUUCUUCUCUCUCAGUUGACGGACAAAACUUCUUUAUUGGAAAGGUAUUUUUGACAAGCAUGUUUGGGUCAAAGGAGAGGAGUCAUGCAUUUGUUAAAUGCAAUUUGUCUUGCUGUUUUUGUCAAAAGUUGUGUAAAAUCUGCAGUUCCUGCUAAACGUUUUCAGAACUGCACGAAAAUCAUACCAGCCUUUUGAUAGGCGUUAGUCUGGAACUUCAAUUGGACAAUACGUGCAGCUUUUUCCUUUCAGUCUCUGCUAUAAAUCUCUUUCAUGCACUGUGUAAAAUUCUCUCAUGUGAGUAUUGUUGAACUGCUAAAAUUGUUUAAAACUUGCUACAGUCUUCAACUUGCUGUGUUGUUCAAGUUAUGAUGGAAAGCAAUACAAUUUGGAGAAGACUGUAGUCACUACGGGGAGAAAAUAUGCCUCUAAAUACCUAAAUGUUUUUAAGUUUGCAGGGUUAUAGUGAAAGUUCAAGGCUGGGACUUUAUUGGGUGGCUUUGAUCUGAAAUGAGUUGAAGAGAAAGGAGGAAAAAAAAAAUGAUUUGAGAAAACCAUCUUAACAACACUUAAAUUAUGGCAGAGGAUAGAAAACUGGGAGGCCUAAAUAUAUGAAAUCUAGAUGCAGGGUUUCUUCCCUUUGAAAUGUUAAAUGAUAAAUCAUAGGAGAACAUAUUUAUGUAGAUGUGUUAAAAAUGAUUUUUUCCUGUUAUAUUUGUACUAAAGGUCAACUUUCCUCUUAAUCCUUUGAUGCCAAUGCAGUAACUCCUGUCAUUCUGCUGUCUGAAACAGGAGCUUAGUGAACUAUUGACAAAGACCAUAAGAUGAGAGAAAAAUGUCUUAAGAAAUUUACAUUAGUACAGAUGCUUAUUUUAAAUCUUUUCUAAUUCCUUUGUGCUCCUGUUUUAGAGGAGAACAGCAGAAUCUCCUUGGGGAAGGGGGUAAGCGCAGCAAAUGGAAUUAUUAUGUGGGAGGACUGGACAUUUUUUUUUCUGUAGCCAUGACUUGGAGAAUAUGAGACGGGAAGGCGACCAAGUCUUUUCAAACUUCUUUGUUUCUGACAGUUCAUUUGUUGUUGGCUUCCUUGCAAGACUUUUAUUGUUUACAAGCAAGAUGGCACAUGUGUUGCA